Messenger RNA from Beta vulgaris subsp. vulgaris (sugar beet), 2141 nucleotides. RefSeq names its product serine decarboxylase. Gene Ontology annotation, molecular function: carboxy-lyase activity; pyridoxal phosphate binding. Lineage: Eukaryota; Viridiplantae; Streptophyta; Magnoliopsida; Caryophyllales; Amaranthaceae. The transcript is spliced from 6 exons. Bases 234 to 1697 code for a protein of 487 amino acids. The record is from RefSeq and is a predicted model, not a curated record. Gene Ontology annotation, biological process: carboxylic acid metabolic process.
UUGAGAUUUUGAGACUUGAGACGAUGAUACUCGCCCUCGCACACUAUAUAUGAGUUGACGCUGUCUCAACAAUUCCAGGCUCUCUAUCCUUGCCAAUUGCCAUUGUUGGAGGCUCUCUCUCUCCUGCCAUUUCGGAACAACUUUUUCCCCACACCAUUUCCCCCUUUUUCUCUCACAGAGCUAAAGAAUAGUCCUCGAUUACAACCAAAUUAGGGUUUCUAAUUUCUUAAAUAAUGGCUGGACUAACUGAAUCGCGAGCAUUGCCUAAGGAUUUGACCCAUGUUCUUGAUAUUUUGAACUGCAAAAAUUUGGAUCCGACAGCUGUGGUUCUCGAACCACUUCCUCCGUUUGCUAACGGCGAUGUCGAAGUUGGUGUGAUGAAGAAGAUGAAGACCACUGAAAAUGGAGAGAGAGAAAUUGUUCUCGGCCGGAAUAUCCACUCAUCGUGCCUCGAUAUCACCGAACCCGAGGAUAACGAUGAGUUAACCGGCGAUAAGGAGGCGUAUAUGGCUUCUGUUUUGGCUAGGUACAGGCAGAGUUUGCUUGAGAGGACCAAAUACCAUCUGGGAUACCCUUACAAUUUGGACUUUGAUUAUGGCGCUCUGAAUCAGCUGCAACAUUUUUCAAUAAAUAACCUUGGUGAUCCAUUUAUUGAGAGCAACUACGGCGUGCAUUCUAGGCAAUUUGAAGUGGGUGUUUUAGAUUGGUUUGCUCGUCUUUGGGAGAUCGAGAAAGAUGAGUACUGGGGAUAUAUUACAAAUUGUGGCACAGAAGGAAACCUUCACGGCAUCCUUGUGGGGAGGGAGGUGUUUCCUGAUGGAAUAUUAUAUGCCUCAAAAGAGUCACAUUAUUCGCUCUUCAAAGCUGCACGUAUGUACAGGAUGGACUGUAUUAAGAUUGAGACGUUAUUGUCAGGGGAGGUUGACUGUGCUGAUUUUAAGGCAAAGCUUCUCAAGAACAAAGAUAAACCAGCCAUCGUCAAUGUCAACAUAGGAACUACUGUAAAAGGAGCUGUUGAUGACCUUGAUCUUGUGAUACAGACUCUUGAAGAAUGUGGCUUCCCCCACAACCGGUUCUAUAUCCACUGUGAUGGAGCCUUAUUUGGUCUUAUGUUGCCAUUUGUUAAAAAAGCGCCUCAGGUCACAUUCAAGAAGCCCAUAGGUAGUGUCAGUGUAUCUGGCCAUAAAUUUGUGGGAUGCCCAAUGCCCUGUGGUGUUCAGAUAACAAGGAUGGAGCACAUCAACACUCUAUCAAGUAACGUAGAGUAUCUAGCAUCAAGAGAUGCUACCAUCAUGGGGAGCAGGAAUGGCCAUGCCCCGAUCUUCCUAUGGUAUACCUUGAAUAGAAAAGGAUAUCGUGGUUUCCAAAAAGAGGUUCAAAAGUGCCUCCGCAAUGCCCACUACCUUAAAGACCGGCUUAGAGAGGUUGGAAUUAGUGCCAUGCUUAAUGAGCUAAGCAGCACCGUGGUGUUUGAGCGUCCUCUAGAUGAGGAGUUUAUACGGCGCUGGCAACUGGCUUGCCAAGGGAACAUAGCUCACGUGGUUGUGAUGCCUAAUAUUACGAUAGAUAAGCUCGAAAGUUUUCUUGAUGAGCUAGUUGAGAAACGCUCAACUUGGUUCAAAGAUGGAACCAACAAACCUCCAUGUGUUGCAUCUGAUAUAGGCCAGGAGAAUUGUGUGUGCCCUAUGCACAAAUGAAAACCUGCUUGCUUGGCAUAUUUCUAAGAUUCUGAAGUAUUUGUUGUGAUUUGCUUCCAGUAUCAGUGUUGUUGCUGUUAGUGGUAUUUGUCUGUCUACAUGCUCCUGCUAUUUCAUUUGAAGGCAGAUAGUAUGAUCCUUAGCAAUUGUCUCCCAGAAAUAUGUUAAUUCGCUCUCAUGAAAGAGUGUAAAGUGAAUGGGACAAGUUCAAUUUGCACUGGAAGAGUGUAAAAUGAGCCAUAGAUAAUUGUGUUAAAAGUGGAAUUAGUGGGUUGUAGUCCUGUAGAUGCAUCUUUGAGAUGAAUGUAUGGAAUAAUAAGAAUUAUGAUGUUUUACUGGGUUUGAGAAACUUGCGCGCAAGUUUCCAAAAAUUAAUUUUCACCUGUUAUUGCUUCAAUGAUAGGGAUGUACCUUGACCUUGAUCCAAGUAAUUUUUUUUCUUCA